This is a messenger RNA of Effrenium voratum, 1868 nucleotides long. The record is from the annotation of a GenBank genome assembly. NCBI's taxonomy places the organism in Eukaryota, Dinophyceae, Suessiales, Symbiodiniaceae.
GCACUAGCGACCUUGCUGCGGCCAUUGGCCGUACCAUGGAGGAUGAUCCUUGGGCAGCUCUGGACGAGGCAGAGUCUGAGGAGGAGGUAGAGGUGGAGCUCAAUGGGGACGAGGAUCCCGGGCUCGAGGAUCCCGGCAUAGGCGAGGAUGAGGGGGAGCUAGAGGAGAUAGAGGAGCAGCCGGAGGCUUUCCUCGAUGAGGAAGAGCAACUGGAGGAAGAGUUGCAACUGGAAGAAGAGUUCCAGGACGAGCUCCAGGAAGAGUUCGAAGAGCUGCAAGAAUUGGGCUGCGACACCGAGGAGCCGCAGAAAGACCCUGAGGCAGAGGAGGAGGUGGUGACGGCAGAGGACGAGGUGGUGCCAGGACGAGAAACCGAUAUCAAGCUGUCGGAUGUCCCGGAGGACAUGCGCGAGGCAGUGCAAGGAAGCUUGAGCUUGAAGCGCGUGCUCAAUCAGACCUAUGGCAGCUUCGAUGAAGGCAACAACAAGCGCCGGCGCUUGGAGGAGGAGCCCCCCAUGGAGCCAGAGCGGCAGGAGCUCCUGGACCGCUGGAUGCUCUCGGAGGAUCCGGCCGUGAGGUAUGUCCUGCAGAAUGCCAACCUGGAGGAUGUCCAAGUGGUGGCAAAGUCUGGGUGGAAGCCCAACAUUAGGGGCCAGGUCAUGAAGAACGGCAAGGAUCCCAAGUCUCCGGCGGAGCAGGUCAACGACAAGCUGAUCUUCGCCCGGGAAGACAUCCUGUGCAGCAGGGACAAGGUGGAUGUGAUCGAAGCCUGGAAAGUCAGGUGGAAGCUGGAUGAGGAUGAGGUGAAAUGCCUGGUGGAGGCUAGCCACAAGGAGCUCCGCUAUGUGCUGCGGGAGUACACGGGCGCCCGGCCCGUGGCGGAGCUGCUGGAGGAGGCCUCGGGGCAGAUGGUCCCAGAGGAGCCCGAGAACGCCGAGGAGGCAGCGCCUGACCAUCCCGGACUGCUUUGUGUCAGCAGGUUCAACCGCCUGGAGCUCAUCGACUCCGUGGCGGAUGCGCUGGUGGUAGGGGACGCGAACCUGACCUUCUCGGCCCUCCUGGCAGACCACCGAGAAGGCCUGGGGCACGUGGGCCGACUGGUGGCCACCACCUUCGAGACCAUCGAGACGCUGCGGGAGCGAUACCCCGAGAUUGACCAGACCAUCAAAACCCUUGAGGACAAGAUGUCGGAAGUGCUGCACAAUGUGGACGCGACCAGGCUGGCGGUGGAUCCGCGCUUCAAGGGCAUGGAGAACAAGUUCGGAGCUGUCUACUACAAUUUUCCCCAUGCAGGUGUGGUGCAGGGCUUUUUUGAUGGCCAUCCUUUCGUGCGCUGGCGCCACGAGAAUUUGAUGCACUUAUUCUUCAGAGCCCUCAGGAAUUUUGUGAAGAAGGGCAGCGUUGUGAAGGUUGCGUCCAAUGCAUUUGCCACUGGCGUGCGCUAUUCCGACAUCAUCCUCGGGGCGCAGAACAGCGAGUUCGUGCACGUGGAGACUGUCCCCUUCUUGGAGUGGCAGCUGAAGAACUACGGGCGGUCGUACGGCGACCGGCGUGACAAGCAACGGCGGCCGGAAGACGGGGAAAUCUACCGCUCUCAAAAGGCCCAUAGUGAUAUGGUGUACUGCUUUCGGUAUGAGCCCUCGGGCGAUGUGGUGCAGAAGGCCGUCAUCCGGCUGCCGCCUUCGCGGGACCAGCUGCUCACUGCCCAAGAGGGCCGCCUGCGGCGGAUGAGCAGCACAGAUCGCGAGCGCAGAGUGCAGGAGAUCCAUCACCUCUUCUACACGUACGUGCAGGGGGUUCACGUGGGCUGAGAGGUUUGCUUCAGCGUGCGGGCAGAAGCCACGGGGGCAGAUGCAGAAAAGAAAACA